AUGCUUGAUCGAGAGUUUGCAGAUCAAGCUUUGCCUGGCAGGGGUGGAAGCACGGGCCAGGUUUACGGGUACGCGGUGCGGAGGUUAAAGACGGCGGGACGCCGAUCCUACGUCCCGCCCGCGGCAGGCACCUUGCUUGAUCUGGGGACGGCAUCUUUACCAACAACUCGUCAAUCUUCGCGACGCAACGAGAACUCUACCACAGAUAGAGUCCCGUCCAACUAG
Colletotrichum lupini is the source of this 225-nucleotide messenger RNA. RefSeq lists its product as uncharacterized. The coding region runs from base 1 to 225 and encodes 74 amino acids. NCBI's taxonomy places the organism in Eukaryota, Fungi, Ascomycota, Sordariomycetes, Glomerellales, Glomerellaceae. The record is from RefSeq and is a predicted model, not a curated record. The transcript has 4 exons.